AUGAUAGAACCACCGUCUUCAGGAUGGGAAGUUUUUAAAGAGCCCAAGGGUUUUAUUAAAAUCAUUGAAGUUGUAUGUUACUCAUAUUUUUCAUUAUAUCGAACAAGCUACCUAUGGGGACUUAACGUUUCUCUGAUAUUUGGGUUUACCAAUGUUGCUUUAUGGGCAGCUGGUUUAUGGUUCAUAUGGAAAGAAACUCCAUGGUCCGGAAAUAAUUCUCUACUUGGACCAGAAAAUAUCGCUACUGCUGCCGAUGGGUCUCAAAUGUAG
Molecule: messenger RNA, 270 nt
Organism: Schistosoma mattheei
Lineage: Eukaryota; Metazoa; Platyhelminthes; Trematoda; Strigeidida; Schistosomatidae
Source: the annotation of a GenBank genome assembly